Molecule: messenger RNA, 982 nt
Organism: Moneuplotes crassus
Lineage: Eukaryota; Ciliophora; Spirotrichea; Euplotida; Euplotidae
Source: the annotation of a GenBank genome assembly
UAUAAAUGAAAAGCCUUCUAAGGUACGAGUGUGUCAGACAACUCUAUGAGGAAUUCGACCAUGUCAACAGCAUUGUCUAUGACAGUAUUAAAAUAGACCGUAAAAAGUGCAAGAAGAGCAAUCGAAUUAAGAUUAAUAGGCUUAUACAAAAGGAGAAAUUAAAGAAGAGAGUCAAGCAAAGAAAGUCAAAUGUGCCCUCGAAUAGAAGAGAUACUUUAUUUUCAGCCAAAAGAUUGGCCAAUAGAAAUCGUAGAUACAGGACAAUAACAGCUUCACCGAUUGAUUGAUCACAGAAUGGCUCUAUUGAAAAAUAAUUUCAGUAUUGAUAAUAUUUUGCAUACAGGAACUCCUAGCAAUAAACUCAAUACUUAUAUGACCAAAAAGUUAUCGAAAGUAGAGCAAGAAAUCAGCCUUCGAGCACAAAGGAAUGAGACUCAGAAACAGAGAAUGAACUCCUAUUGAAUUUCUCCCAUGUCUACCUUGUCUGUAGGGAAAGAUGUUUCUCAGAAUCUUGAGAAACCUCCUAUCAGGUACUCGAAUAUAACUUCAUUUGCAACUCCUCUGCAUGAGACUUUUCAGUACUUGAAAUCCAAACUUCAUGGGAAGGGAAGUUUCACUGGAACAACGAGGCACCGUUCCAAUAAGCGGUCGACAUAUGGGGCUAGCACUGCAUGUAGCAAGAUAACUAGCUUUACAUCAUCUGAGAUGCCUCUUAGCGAAAAGGAUCUUACUACUUUUAGGAUAUAGGAAAAACCUUCUCUAAAAUUAUUUCUGGGUCGAAUUUUACUCCUAAUUCGCCUGUUGUUCCUAUUAAGGAAAACUCAAGAAGAUCUACUCGGAAAAGAGUGAGUAAAAAUGUAAAAUUAAAGCCUAAAGUAAGGCAUAGAUUCUCUGCUCAACCUCCACAGCCUGUUAAAGCUGUAAGGGUAAGCUGGUUGAACUAGCUCGUUCCUAAUCUUGCAAUUGAAAAUUUUAAGCUGGU